Messenger RNA from Effrenium voratum, 2404 nucleotides. Lineage: Eukaryota; Dinophyceae; Suessiales; Symbiodiniaceae. The record is from the annotation of a GenBank genome assembly.
GCUACACCGGGGCUCCGCCAGCCAUCUAUUCGGAUUUCCGGGGGCCACCGAAGCAGCAGGACGAUGGCCCCAGUGAUGCUACGAUGGGCUUUUUCAACACUUGCCCAUAUGCAUGUCGCACGGAGAGCACGCCAACGACGGGGUGGAUGAACCUGGGCUUGACCGGCGCGCUGCCGGGCGAGCAUCCCACAAAGGCGGGCGCCGCGCUGCCGAGUGGCGGGGCUACAGUGCUGGCGCUCCCGUCUCUCCAGAAGAUUCAGGACAUGCUCGAUCGGAAGAUGCCGCAUAUAGACCUCAGCAUCAAGCACCUGGGCAGUUUGGGCGUGAGUUGCGAGGAGAUCUGCGCCGUUUGGAUGGAGACGAUGAACAAAUUCGUGUCAACCGUGUUUCCUGGCGCACCCAUCGAGGCCAUGUGUCAGCUGGCAGCGGAGUCGCGGAGGGCUCUGGUGCCCAAGGGCCAGCUGGUGGUCGCCGAGGGCGCGGCUGGCGAGGACUCAGAUGCCCUGGUGCUGGUGGUGAGCGGUGUUGCCUCGGUGCUGAAGAAGGUCAGGGAGGAAGACGGCCAGGCGGAGCAGCAGACCGUGGGCCGCCUCCGCGGCGGGGCCAUCAUCGGCGACAUCAGUCUGAUCGGGGCAUCUCUGCCACGCCCUGCCACAGUUCGUGCCAAGACAGAUGUUGAGGUCAUCUUCUUUCCUGGCCGUUCCAUCUUGAAUGUGCUGGCCGCGUAUCCAACGCUCUUGCACCCAUCCACUGAGCGUUUGGUCGACACAGCUGAGUGCAUCAAGGAGCGAUUGCUCACCAAGACGGAAGUUGCCAGUUCGCUGAAUCUUUUCUUCGGAUGUGAUUUGGGCUUCGUGAACGAUGUGGCCAGCAGUGGGGAGCGGCGCUUGCUUUUUGCCGGGGAGACCGUUUUACAGCAGGGUGGCACAGCCGGCACGCUCUUUGUGCUGGAGCAUGGAAGUGUUGCCAUCCAGAUUGCCGGCCUUGGCACGGUGAACGAAGUGCCCACGGGCAAUUGCUUUGGUGAGAGGACUCUCCUUGGCAUUGCAAACGAAGCCAACGCCACAGUCCGAGUCUUCACACCCUUUGCCCUCGUCCUGGCAAUUGCUCGGCCGGCACUUCACAAAGCGCUGAAGAAGCAUCCUGUAGAAAUGGAGCACUUUGAACAGCUGAAGACCUCCCCACAGGGCGGCCGAAUCUCCGGAAGUAAGGUGCGGCAUGUGGAGCUCUUCCGAAGCUGCGGCGAGCGGUUCUUGGAGGCGCUGAAUGCGUCCGUCACCUCGGCCAUGUACCUGCACGGCCAGACCAUCGUGGUGGAAGGUGCGCUCGAAGAGGAUCCAUCAAUGUUUGUCCUCUCAGGCGGCAUCGUGGUGGCGGAGCGGGAGGGCCGCGCCAUUGCGCGCAUCUCGCCGGGAGCGACCUUCGGGGAGCUGGCCAUGCUGGGCAUGUCGCCGGAGCGCGCCGUGACCAUCCGCGCAGUGACGCUGUGCUUUCUGAUGAGCAUCCCUUCCUCGACUUUCCAUCAGGCCCUGGAGAAAUUCCCGGAGGAGAAGGAGCGCUUUGAUGGCGCCAGCUCUGGCAAGCAGAAAGAAGGGCCACGGGUGGUGUGGCCAUGUCUUCGAGGCGAGUCCUCUCGCUUGCUUUACCUUCUGGAUCUCUACGCCGAGAAGUUUUCAUGUCUUGCAGGGGACAGACAGCUGGGACAGCCUCCCUUCAAUGAGGCUGCAAUCCUGAUCCUCGAGGGGGAGAUCUCUGUGUUGAGUCCGGAAGGCAAAGAACUUGCAGUCCUCACAGCGGGCUGCUGCUGGAACGAGCGGAUCCUGGCUGGAGCUCGAGCCAAGCAAAGUGAGCGACUCCUCCCCAUGACCAAUUGCGAGGUGCGCAUUGUGAGUCGGGAGACCUGGGGCAAAGUCAUGGCAGAGUUCCCCAGCGACCUGGGGAAGGUUCGGGCCACCAUCCUGAAGUACAUGGGCGAGCAGGCCGAGAAGCGGCUGGGCUACGAGCCGGGGUCCUGCACGCUGCUGCGCGAGACCGCCUUCUUCUCGGCGGUGUCCUUGGACUUUGCCAAGCAGGCGCGAGCCAUGGCGGAGACAAGGAUCAUUGAGCCUGGCUGCGACAUUGUGCCGGAAGCGCUGGUGACUGAGCACUUGCAGACCAAAGAGACCAAAGAGACCAAAGAGGCUGCGGUGGAGUUCCAGUUCAUUGAAGGAGCUGUACAUAUUCUUGCACGGGACUGCGACCUUAUGCUGCCCCCUCCGAGGCGAGCGGAGAUGGCAGUGCGGGGAGGCGAGUCACUGAGUCUGGCCGCGGCGGGCUACCGGGCCACCGGGCCACCGGGUUACCGGCGCGCGCCGCUCCCGUCGCGCCCGGUCGCGCCCGUGAGGUCAUUGGAGAGGCCGCCUUC